This is a messenger RNA of Fonsecaea multimorphosa CBS 102226, 1554 nucleotides long. RefSeq lists its product as uncharacterized. Gene Ontology annotation, cellular component: extrinsic component of mitochondrial inner membrane. The transcript is spliced from 3 exons. Bases 1 to 1554 code for a protein of 517 amino acids. Lineage: Eukaryota; Fungi; Ascomycota; Eurotiomycetes; Chaetothyriales; Herpotrichiellaceae. Gene Ontology annotation, biological process: mitochondrial respiratory chain complex IV assembly. The record is from RefSeq and is a predicted model, not a curated record.
AUGGAAGGCCUGUUUACCUGCUUGAGAUGUGCGAGAGCACUUUCAGGUGCAGCUCGACAACGGCCCAGUGCAAGAUUCGUCCAGCAGAUCCCCAGCCGUCGAAGCUUUACCUCCAGCACCUCGUUGAAGCACACGCCGCGAGAUCAAUCGAGAACGGAACAAGCCCGAAGCUCCAAAAGGUCAAUCCGGUCUGCGUCUACCGCCACUGCUCCUGCAGAAGAACCAGACAACUUCGAGCGACACAACAUUCCCCCUACCGAUUACGGCGAGUGGCGUGCCCAUGGUCGAGUAGUCCUAGGACCCAAUAAUCUCUUCCAUCCCUUCUCCAGGUCGCCAAUCCCUGAGAUCCGGCAAAGAGCACGGUUCAUCAAGCAACAUGCCUUGUGCCCACACCCCGUGCAUCAACAGACACGCGUACCGAUUUCACCGCACGAUCCGGAAGCAAGGAAAAUUGAGGGUGUGAGCACGGAACCUCCAGCUCACGUUUCGUUUGAGUGCCCGGAUUGCGGCAUAGCGACAUACUGCUCGGAGGCACAUUGGGCGGAUGACUUUGAGGCACAUCUAGAAAUAUGCGACACGCUGAGACAAAUCAAUGAGGACGACCAUGAUCUUAGAUCAGGAAGAUGGUUCCCAGAGUUCGAGUAUCCUGGGCCGCAGAUGGAUGAAGCUUUGGUGAAUAUGACCAACUGGGAUACCUAUCUCUAUACGCGGCAGUAUGAGGCAGUGAACGACGAGAGGAGCAUGCGACAAGUAACGAAAUUGUUGACGUAUCCUCUCACGAUUGGGAGUGUUUUGCAUGAGCUGAGCCCAUACAACAUCAGGCCUGGUGGGCGAUUAACUGCCGAGGGACUGAAGAGUUUGUCAGCACUACGAUAUACUCUGCAUCCGCCCAAAACGGGCCAAGGCAAAGACGUCAAAGGUCUCAGGCUGUCGAGUCCUCCCAUCCGGAUAUUCGUUCUUGGUGCACGAGCCGAGUCAUCUCUACCCCGCGAAGUGUGGACGCAGCUGUCCUACCUUUUCCCACUUUCCCUGAUUCAUCUCAUCUUCAUUGGGCCCGAGGCAAUGAUGAAUCGAGAUGCCGAGUUUCCUCUACCAGAGAGAACAGCGCAAAAUCCAUUCGGCGCCAUUGUGGAGGAUCGGGUAUCGCCAAAGAUGAAAAUCACCACCUAUGUGGAUUAUUUCCACACUCUGCAUGAGGCAAACGUUUUCUAUCCUUACGACCCAUAUUUCGAUUGCUUCAUGUUAUUUCACCCUGGCCUAGGGCACCCUGCGUCUUCAAUGGAGUGGGAAAGCACCUUGCCUCGACUGCUUGAGACCAAAAUCCCUGUGUUGUGUACAGGAUAUACAGAAUGGGACAUGACCCGCGACUGGCAAUGGGUCAUGGAAAAAUGUGCGGGCGAGGUCGACCUGCUGAUGGAACCCGGGGAGAACAGAUUCCGGUCUCUGAGAUGGGACUUGAAUGACCUUGACCCUCAGGAUAUUAGCUGUGGAAACUGGGGUGUGUGGGCCUUCAGAGGAAAGAGAUACGAAGCAACUCGUCGCGACUUGACCUGA